AUGAUCUCCACCCCCGAGGAGGCCAAGGAGUUGUCGGAGAAGAUGUUGGGCCACAAAUUGAUCACCAAACAGACCGGUGAGGCCGGAAAAGAGGUGACCGCCGUGUACAUUGUCGAAAGAAAAGACGCCAAAACCGAGGCUUACUUGGCCAUUUUGAUGGACAGAGCCACUCAAUUGCCAAUGAUUGUGGCGUCGUCCCAGGGAGGUAUGGACAUCGAGGGUGUUGCUGCCAAAGAUCCCGAUGCCAUCAAGACUUUCCCCAUCCAAUUGGACGAGGGUGUUACCGACUCCAAGGCCACCGAAAUCGCGUCCGUUCUCGGAUUUUCUCAAGAAGCUGUGCCCGAGGCCGCUCUGACCAUCCAGAAACUCUACAAGGUGUUUAUGGAGCGCGACUGUACCCAGGUGGAAAUUAACCCAUUGUCCGAAAUUACCGACGGCUCGGUGAUGGCCAUGGAUGCCAAGUUGGGUUUCGACGACAACGCUUCUUUCCGUCAAAAGGAGGUGUUUUCAUGGAGAGACCCCACCCAGGAGGAUCCUGAAGAAGUGGAGGCUGCAGAAUAUGGUCUUAACUUUAUCAAAUUAGAUGGUAACAUCGCCAACAUCGUUAACGGUGCCGGAUUGGCCAUGGCCACUAUGGACAUCAUCAAGUUGAACGGAGGAGAACCAGCCAACUUCUUGGACUGUGGUGGUACUGCCACCCCAGAAACCAUUGAAAAGGCUUUCGAGUUGAUCUUGUCGGACAAGAAAGUCAAUGGUAUUUUCGUCAAUAUUUUUGGAGGUAUUGUUAGAUGCGACUAUGUCGCCAAGGGUUUGAUUGCAGCCACCAAGAACUUCCAAUUGGACAUCCCUGUGGUGGUCAGAUUGCAAGGUACUAAUAUGAAGGAAGCCAAGGAGUUGAUCAACAACUCGGGAUUGAAGUUGUACCCAUUCGAAGACUUGGACCCCGCUGCCGAAAAGAUUGUGUCGUUGGCCCCUGCUAGUUAG
Molecule: messenger RNA, 984 nt
Organism: Meyerozyma guilliermondii ATCC 6260
Lineage: Eukaryota; Fungi; Ascomycota; Pichiomycetes; Serinales; Debaryomycetaceae
Gene: LSC2
Product: succinate--CoA ligase (GDP-forming) subunit beta
Exons: 1
Coding region: 1-984 (327 amino acids)
Biological process (GO): succinyl-CoA metabolic process; tricarboxylic acid cycle
Cellular component (GO): succinate-CoA ligase complex; mitochondrion
Molecular function (GO): succinate-CoA ligase (ADP-forming) activity
Source: RefSeq, a predicted model, not a curated record